CUAUAUUUGUGUGUAUGUGGCCUGGCUAUUCACCCCCCACUCUCCCCUUCCAAAACCAUCCCACUGUUGCUCUCCUCUCCAACACUCUCCCUGUCUCCCAUCAAUCCUGGCAUGACUAAGAUGAGGAUGCAUGGACUUUGGACACCCGCUCUGCUGCUCUGUCUCUCCCUGGGUGAAGCUCCAGCCUUGACCCCCUCAUCCGAGCCCACUCAGCCCCAGGACGGGGCCCCAAGGUUGGGCUUGAAUAGCAGCGAGCAUGGCCUGUCCCUGGAUCUCCCCAUGGCUCUGAGAGUGUUCAGUGUGGACUACCAUCAUGUGCAGGCGCCAUUUGAGAUCGUGCUGUGGAUUAUGCUGGCCUCCCUCGCAAAACUGGGGUUCCACUGCUCAGGACGUGUCCCGGCCGUGGUGCCAGAGAGCUGCCUCCUCAUCAUGGUGGGGCUGCUGGUAGGCGGGGUCAUAUACGGUGUCCGCCACUCAGCUCCGCCCACCCUCAGUGCCGACGCCUUCUUCCUGUUCCUGCUCCCGCCCAUCGUAUUGGAUGCAGGCUACUUCCUGCCCGGACGUCUGUUCUUCGAGAACCUUGGCACCAUCCUCUGGUACGCGGUGCUGGGCACCCUGUGGAACGUGCUGGGGAUCGGCCUCUCCCUGUACGGGGUGUGUGUGCUGGCACACUCCUCCCUGGGGGACUUGUCCCUGCUUCACUGCCUGCUCUUCGGCUCGCUGAUCGCUGCCGUGGACCCCGUGGCCGUGCUGUCCGUCUUCCAGGAGAUCCACGUCAACGAGCAGCUGCACAUCCUGGUGUUCGGAGAGUCCCUGCUCAACGACGCCGUCACCGUGGUGCUCUACAAGCUGUUUGAGUCGUUCCUGCGCAUGCCGGUGGUGUCGGGGGUGGACGUGCUGCUGGGGGGGUGCAGGGUGCUGGUGGUGGGGCUGGGGGGGCUCUGCGUGGGCCUCUUCUUCGGCCUGUUGGCGGCGCUGACGUCGCGCUUCACCUCGCGUGCGCAGGUCAUUGCCCCGCUCUUCGUCUUCCUCUACUCCUACCUCUCCUACCUCACCUCCGAGAUGCUGCACCUCUCCGGGAUCAUGGCCAUAGUCACAUGUGCAGUGACUAUGAAGCAGUACGUGGAGGCCAACGUGUCGGAGCGCAGCAACACCAGCAUCCAGUACUUCCUCAAGAUGUGGAGCAGCGUCAGCGAGACGCUGAUCUUCAUCUUCCUGGGCGUGUCCACCAUCCAGGACAUCCACAUGUGGAGCUGGCCCUUCGUCUGUUCCACCCUGCUCCUCUGUCUGGUCUGGAGAGCCACCGGAGUCUUGCUGCUGACAGCAGUUGUUAACAAGCUUCGUCGUAAUGCCGUGACCUUUAGAGAUCAGUUCAUCAUCGCCUACGGUGGCCUGAGAGGGGCAAUCUGCUUCUCCCUCGUCUUCCUCAUCGAUGACUUCCCCAAGAAAAGACUCUUCAUCACAACCACCAUCGUGGUCAUCCUCUUCACUGUAUUUGUACAGGGGAUGACUAUCAAGCCCCUCGUGGAGCUGUUGGAGGUGAAGAAGAAGAAGAGAGCUCUGCCCACUGUCAGUGAGGAGAUCCACAGCAGGCUCCUGGAUCACCUGCUGGCAGGCAUCGAGGACGUGGUGGGCUACUGGGGACAGCAUUACUGGAAGGACAAGUUUGAGCAGUUCAACAGGAAGUACCUGCGUCGCUUCCUGAUCCGUGAGGAGCGGCAGGCGCGCUCCAGCAUCCUGAGGGUCUACCAGGAGCUGGAGAGGAGGGAGCAGAGAGGAGAGGAGGAGGAGCCGCCCCCUGACCCUCGGUCCCAGAGCAGGUCACUCCUGCCAGAGGAGAUGGACAGCAUCAGACGCAUCCUCUCUAGAAACCUGCACAACUUCAACAACAAGCAGACGCCAGCGUACAGCAGACACACUCUUCACCAGGACGCCACAGUGGAUGGAACCAAGAAGCCCCUGCGCAGACACCAGAGUCUGGGCGAGAGACACUCACACACCCCACACACACCCUGGACACAGGGAGGGGACGAGGAGUUCCGAGGUGUUGAGAGGGUAAGGGCGGGACUCACCAGGUCUCACACAGUGGUGGGAUCCAGCCCGUUCCUCCUGGACCCCCCGGGGCCAGAGGACCCCCUCUCCCCGUCCAGGCUGGAGCAGAACCCCACAGCCCCACGAGCCCCCAAGAAGCUCAGCUUUGUCCUGGAGAAAGAGAGACAGACGUGAGGAGAGAGACUCAAACAGUGACAAGUAUGAGAGGUCACCACCACAUUCUCACAUGUUGCGUAAUAUAUAAUGGUCUUGAGGAUGGGAAGGGCAUAUGUUCUGUGGACAGUAUUCAAUAA
Messenger RNA from Osmerus eperlanus (European smelt), 2345 nucleotides. Its product is annotated as sodium/hydrogen exchanger 2-like. Gene Ontology annotation, cellular component: plasma membrane. Gene Ontology annotation, molecular function: potassium:proton antiporter activity; sodium:proton antiporter activity. NCBI's taxonomy places the organism in Eukaryota, Metazoa, Chordata, Actinopteri, Osmeriformes, Osmeridae. Gene Ontology annotation, biological process: proton transmembrane transport; sodium ion import across plasma membrane; potassium ion transmembrane transport. The record is from RefSeq and is a predicted model, not a curated record. The coding region runs from base 112 to 2226 and encodes 704 amino acids. The transcript is spliced from 13 exons.